AUGGAAUUGCCAGGGGGGCUGAUGUCAUCUCCCUGGAAAUUCAGUUGCACAAAACAGAAAGCAAAUUGCCUUUUGGACGCCGAUAUAAACCCUGCCACCAGCACCUUCCAGCCACACACCUCUGCCACCCCUCGAGCCGAGCACACCGAGCAGGGAAUGGCACUGGCAAAAGCAGCCACCAGCAUGGUCUACUCCACCUUCCAGCGUCUCCAAGCCCUGAGAGCACCGCUCCGGCUCCGGGAGGGCGCCGGGGGAACCGGGGAUGCUCCAGGGGAACCGGGGAUGCUCCAGAGGGAUCUGGGGAUGCUCCGGGGGAACCGGGGAUGCUCCGAGGGGAGCCGGGCUGGGCUGGGCUGGGCAGUGGGGCCCGGAGCUCUGAGUGCCGGGGUUCCUGCUCCCCGGGAGGGGGGAUGUUGUCCCGUGGUGACUCGAAGCGCUCCCGAGGAAUCCGUGACCAGCAGCUUUGCGUCGUUCAUCCACGCGGCGCAGCCCGAGCAUCUGUCCCAGACCGUGCGGCAGCGCAGCAAGAGGAUGAUCCUGGACAGCAUCGGAGUGGGGCUCGUGGGCAGCACCACAAGAGUGUUCGACAUCGCCCUGCGCUACUGCCGGGAGCUGUACUCCUCCGUGGCCGUGAGCUCUGUCUAUGGCAAGCCCGGAGUGAAGCUGUCCCCGACCCUGGCUGCCUUCACCAACGGCGUGGCUACUCAUUCCAUGGAUUUUGACGACACGUGGCACCCUGCCACUCACCCCUCGGGGGCCGUGCUCCCAGCUCUCCUGGCAGCUUCCCAGAUGCUCCCUCCGAACACCAAACCCAACGGCCUGGAUUUCCUGCUGGCCUUCAACGUGGGCCUAGAAGUGCAAGGGAGGCUCAUGCAUUUCUCCACUGAGGCUCACGACAUUCCCAAAAGGUUCCACCCUCCCUCAGUGGUGGGCACUCUGGGCAGCGCCGCGGCCACGGCCAAGCUGCUGUCCCUCAGCUCUGCCCAGUGCUGCCACGCCCUGGGCAUCGCCGCGUCCCUCGCCGGGUCACCCAUGGCCAACGCUGCCACCCAGGCCAAGCCUCUGCACGUGGGGAACGCCACCCGCCUGGGCUUGGAGGCCGCUCUGCUGGCAGCCCGAGGGAUGGAGGCCAACCCCUUGAUCCUGGAUGAUAUUCCCGGCUGCUCGGGCUUCAGCGCCUUCUACAGCGUCUACCACCCCAAACCGCUGUCAGUGCCCGGACAGCACCACGAGUUCCUCCUGGAAAAGCAGGAUAUUGCCUUCAAGAGGUUCCCAGCCCACCUGGGGAUGCACUGGGUGGUGGAUGCUGCCUUGUCCGUCCGGAAUCUCUUCGUCAACUACGCGGGGUCCUUCUGCCCGUCGCUGAUCCGCACCAUUGUGCUGAAGAUCCCGGUGUCCAAGUACAUCAACCGGCCUUUCCCCAGCUCGGAGCACCAGGCAAGGCACUCCUUCCAGUUCAACGCCUGCGCUGCCCUGCUGGAUGGUGAGGUGGGCCUGGGCUCCUUCUCCGAGAGCAGCAUCCAUCGGCAAGAGCUCAGGGAGCUGCUGGACAAGGUGGUGGUGGAGCACCCUGAAGACAACGUGGCCAACUUUGACAAGAUGUAUGGAGAGGUGGCCCUGCUCCUGCACAGCGGGGACGUGCUGACAGGCAAAUGUGACACUUUCUAUGGCCACUGGAGGAAGCCCCUGAGCAAAGAGUCUCUCCUGAAGAAGUUUCGAUCCAACGCCUCCCACGUGCUUCCAGAAGAAAAAAUAGAAGCCAUCAUCACUCUGGUGGACAACCUGGAGAACCUGUCAGACAGCUCCCAGCUGGCCUGCAGCCUGUGA
Messenger RNA from Cinclus cinclus, 1827 nucleotides. Its product is annotated as cis-aconitate decarboxylase-like. Lineage: Eukaryota; Metazoa; Chordata; Aves; Passeriformes; Cinclidae. The transcript is spliced from 7 exons. The record is from RefSeq and is a predicted model, not a curated record. Gene Ontology annotation, molecular function: lyase activity. The coding region runs from base 1 to 1827 and encodes 608 amino acids.